UAGAGAGAGAAGAAAUAAACUAAAAUAUUUCCCGUGAAUAUGAGCGAGCAAUCAAUGAGAACAGCUUUUCACUCAAAAGCACACUCCCCCAUCAAAGUUUCUUGCUUUUCGUCUCUUUCCACUGUUUUAGAUUUUCAUUUCAAUCAUCUUUUGUAUCUUUAUCAGCUUUUAUAUAUGCUUCUUCUUACAGAUCUCUCAGACUCUCUCUUCUUCUUCUUCAAACUAUAAUGGCGUCUUCUAAGCAUAAUAAACUCUGUUCUUUCUUUUAUCUUUGCCUCUUCUUGACUUUAGUUGCAGCUGCUGAGCCUCAAACAGAAUCUCUUCUCACUUUAAAAUCUCAACUCACCGACAAUUUCAACAGCUUAAAAGACUGGUUCAUCAACACUCCUGAAGUUUCCGACAAUCUUGUCGCUUGUUGUUCUUGGUCUGGUGUCCGAUGUAACCAAAACUCAACUUCUGUUGUCUCCGUCGAUCUCUCUUCCAAGAAUCUCGCUGGGAGUUUAUCAGGCAAGGAGUUCCUCGUCUUCACCGAACUCCUUGAACUCAACAUCAGUGACAACUCGUUUUCCGGCGAGUUUCCGGCUGAGAUCUUCUUCAACAUGACCAAUCUCAGAAGCCUUGACAUUAGCAGAAACAACUUCUCCGGACGUUUCCCUGACGGUAACGGUGGUGACUCAAGUCUCAAGAAUCUGAUCUUUCUCGACGCCUUGAGCAAUAGCUUCUCCGGUCCAUUACCGAUCCAUCUCUCUCAGUUAGAGAAUCUCAAGGUACUGAAUCUCGCUGGGAGUUACUUCACUGGCUCGAUUCCGAGUCAGUACGGAUCUUUCAAGAAUCUUGAGUUUCUUCAUCUUGGUGGGAAUUUACUAAGUGGUCACAUACCUCAAGAGCUUGGGAAUCUCACAACUUUGACUCACAUGGAGAUUGGAUAUAACUCAUAUGAAGGAGUAAUCCCUUGGGAAAUAGGUUACAUGAGUGAGCUCAAGUACCUCGACAUUGCUGGAGCUAAUCUCUCUGGCUUCUUACCAAAGCAUUUCAGCAAUCUCACAAAGCUUGAAUCUUUGUUUCUCUUUAGGAACCAUCUUUCUAGAGAAAUCCCAUGGGAGCUUGGAGAAAUUACUUCUCUUGUUAACUUAGACCUCUCAGACAACCAUAUCUCUGGAACCAUACCAGAGAGUUUUUCAGGUUUGAAGAAUCUCAGGCUUUUGAAUCUUAUGUUCAAUGAAAUGAGUGGGACUCUCCCUGAAGUAAUUGCUCAGCUACCUUCUUUGGAUACUCUCUUCAUAUGGAACAAUUACUUCUCUGGGUCACUUCCCAAAAGCUUGGGGAUGAAUUCAAAGCUUAGAUGGGUGGACGUUUCCACCAACAGUUUCCAAGGUGAAAUCCCACAAGGUAUUUGCUCAAGAGGUGUUCUUUUCAAGCUCAUUCUUUUCUCCAAUAACUUCACUGGAACUCUGUCUCCAUCUCUCUCAAAUUGUUCAACGCUUGUUCGUAUCCGGCUUGAAGAUAAUUCAUUCUCAGGUGUGAUCCCUUUUAGCUUUAGCGAGAUUCCUGAUAUCUCAUACAUAGACCUCUCUAGAAACAAACUCACAGGAGGUAUUCCUUUAGAUAUAUCCAAAGCUACAAAACUUGACUACUUCAAUAUCUCCAAUAACCCUGAGCUAGGAGGCAAACUUCCACCGCAUAUUUGGUCUGCGCCUAGUCUUCAGAACUUCUCUGCAUCAUCAUGCAGUAUCUCUGGUGGUCUCCCUGUGUUUGAAUCCUGCAAAUCUAUCACUGUUAUUGAAUUGAGCAAUAACAAUAUAUCAGGGAUGUUAACACCAACUGUUUCCACUUGUGGCUCUCUUAAGAAGAUGGAUUUGUCACACAAUAACUUGAGAGGUGCCAUACCAUCUGACAAAGUGUUUCAAUCAAUGGGGAAACAUGCGUACGAGAGUAAUGCAAACCUAUGUGGGCUUCCUCUGAAGUCAUGUUCAGCUUACAGCUCAAGGAAGCUUGUGUCUGUUCUGGUAGCUUGUCUAGUCUCUAUUCUGCUAAUGGUAGUUGCAGCUUUGGCAUUGUACUAUAUUCGUCAAAGAAGUCAAGGACAAUGGAAGAUGGUGUCUUUCGCGGGACUCCCUCAUUUCACAGCAGAUGAUGUUUUGAGGAGCUUUGGUUCACCCGAACCUAGUGAAGCAGUUCCAGCUUCAGUGAGCAAAGCAGUUCUGCCAACAGGAAUAACAGUCAUAGUGAGAAAAAUUGAGUUGCAUGACAAGAAGAAGAGUGUUGUCCUGAACGUUUUAACGCAGAUGGGGAAUGCAAGACAUGUAAAUCUGGUCAGAUUGCUCGGGUUUUGUUACAACAAUCAUCUUGUGUAUGUGUUGUAUGAUAAUAACCUGCAUACCGGGACGACUCUAGCUGAGAAAAUGAAGACAAAGAAGAAAGAUUGGCAAACUAAGAAGAGGAUCAUCACUGGUGUUGCUAAGGGACUUUGCUUUCUUCACCAUGAAUGUUUGCCUGCAAUUCCUCAUGGAGAUGUGAAGUCGUCUAAUAUAUUAUUCGAUGACGAUAAGAUAGAGCCCUGCUUGGGUGAAUUUGGGUUCAAAUACAUGCUACAUUUGAACACAGAUCAGAUGAACGAUGUUAUAAGAGUGGAGAAGCAAAAGGACGUCUACAACUUUGGACAACUUAUUUUGGAAAUCUUAACAAAUGGUAAGCUGAUGAAUGCCGGUGGAUUGAUGAUACAGAACAAGCCAAAGGAUGGUCUUCUAAGAGAAGUAUACACAGAAAACGAAGUGAGUUCAAGUGAUUUUAAACAAGGAGAAGUUAAAAGAGUUGUUGAGGUCGCACUUCUCUGCAUAAGAAGUGACCAGUCUGACCGUCCUUGCAUGGAAGAUGCACUCAGGUUAUUGUCUGAAGCAGAGAAUAGGUUCAAAUAGGUAAUAAGGACAAAUUUCAAAAUGCACAUAGUGUCUCUUCCCCUAUAGAUAUAGUAAAAGGGAAUCCUUAUAUAGUAUUGUAUUGUACCAAAACGUUCUCUUUAUUUCUUUUACCGACAGGUGUGACUUCUUAGUUAUUUUCCGGAUCAUUGUGUUAUAAUGUUGUUCUUGUAUUACUAUACAUUCAAAAAAGGUAUGGUCUCUCUGCAGUUUUGAUAUAUAUGUAUAAGUUUGUCAUCUAAAUGAAAUGAAGAUUCCAAA
Arabidopsis thaliana (thale cress) is the source of this 3176-nucleotide messenger RNA. RefSeq names its product Leucine-rich repeat transmembrane protein kinase family protein (gene MOL1). Gene Ontology annotation, cellular component: membrane. NCBI's taxonomy places the organism in Eukaryota, Viridiplantae, Streptophyta, Magnoliopsida, Brassicales, Brassicaceae. The transcript has 2 exons. Gene Ontology annotation, molecular function: ATP binding; protein serine/threonine kinase activity; protein kinase activity. The coding region runs from base 228 to 2915 and encodes 895 amino acids. The record is from RefSeq and is marked reviewed.